AUGUCUAAACCAAUGCUAGGAGGACAAGGACGACAACUUCCUACUGCGAACAACAUGAAUCAACAUACACAAGGCCGGGCCGCCAACAGCGGCAGACUGGUCGGGGGUAAGCCUGCAACUUGGGGGCAGAGCGGCCUUCCUGCGCCCUCACAACAAGCCCGAGACUCUGUAGCACCUGACAGCUGGGCCCAGGCUAUGAGUUCGAGGGCAAACACUCAGCUAGACCUAUCCGCAUCUUCCUUCCCUAGCCUCAACAACAGCAGCCUCCAAUCACAGGGCCACAGUGUGGGCUCCAGUGCAUGGCAGACUGGGCCGCCUCAGAAUGAACAGGCACAAAGACAGCAAAUGCAAGCUUCACGAGCUCACAUCUCCUCUCGGCAGCCACAGGGUACCGCCGCUCGAGAAGGCUUCUACCCUACCGAUACCUACUCCAGGAAUGCCCCGAUGGAGUUCUCUUCGGAACCUUCUCAGCCUGUGCGACGAGCAAGUCAAGCACCAAGUGGACCUCCCGGACUUGCGCAGCGACAACCAAAUCAACCGGGCGACAGCACGCCAGGUGAUCCCAGCAGAGUCACGUCGCCAUCCGGACAGACACAAAUAUCGCGAUCACCCAUAUCUCAGAGUAUCAAUGCGGCCAUAGGCCAUGAGAGAUUCUUGGGACAAGAUGGAAGGACGCAAUUACAAGACUCACCGUCGCAGUCGUUGGGACUCCAGCCGCGAGAUAUGUUCGCCGAUCGAGAAAUUGGAACACGAGCCGACCACGACUCAAUAUUUGCAGCCAUGACUGAAAAGGACAGAUUCGGAAUGAAGGGCUAUGUUGCUGAACAAGACAACGCGAGUCCAGCGGCAAGAGGUUUGAUGAGGGGAGUGGACCUGUCAACGCUCGGCAUCAAUAUGGGCUCCCAAGAACCGUUACUGUCAUCUUACCCAGGGCCGUGGGCUGAACCCAACGCCACGCCGCUACGACCGUUGGACUCGGAGUACAGCAUCCCCGACUGCUACACCGUCAAGAAAAUUGCACCAUUGUCGACACGGAUCACCGGAUUUGUGGACGAAACAUUGUUCUUCAUCUUCUACACCAUGCCUCGAGAUUACAUCCAGAUGCUGGUGGCGCAAGAGUUGGUGGCGCGCAAAUGGCGGUAUCACAUGAGAGAGAAGCAGUGGCUCACUCGGGACGACGCGUCACCCAGUCCCGUGCUGCUGGAUGACAAGGUAAGCGAGCAAGGCUACUACAUCUGGUGGGACACGAAACUAUGGAAGAAGGUUCGACGCAUUUACACGUUGAGAUAUGAGGACCUAGAAGAACAACCCAGCAUGGGCAAUCGACCAAUCCAUGCAGGCGUCAUGGGUGCCAUGUCAGGAAAUAUCAACGGAGGAAUGGGCGUUGGCAACUUCAAUGCCGUGCCUAGUCUCGAGAGAAUGGCGGCCACUGGCAGAGGCUUCUAG
Fonsecaea erecta is the source of this 1446-nucleotide messenger RNA. RefSeq lists its product as hypothetical. Gene Ontology annotation, biological process: regulation of DNA-templated transcription; nuclear-transcribed mRNA poly(A) tail shortening. Gene Ontology annotation, cellular component: P-body; CCR4-NOT core complex. Lineage: Eukaryota; Fungi; Ascomycota; Eurotiomycetes; Chaetothyriales; Herpotrichiellaceae. Bases 1 to 1446 code for a protein of 481 amino acids. The transcript has 4 exons. The record is from RefSeq and is a predicted model, not a curated record.